Molecule: messenger RNA, 1680 nt
Organism: Synchiropus splendidus (mandarinfish)
Lineage: Eukaryota; Metazoa; Chordata; Actinopteri; Syngnathiformes; Callionymidae
Gene: stoml1
Product: stomatin (EPB72)-like 1
Exons: 7
Coding region: 332-1546 (404 amino acids)
Cellular component (GO): plasma membrane
Source: RefSeq, a predicted model, not a curated record
CACAAAACACUUGCUCUCACUGAUUAAUGUAGCGAAUAUGUUAAAAAUAUUUUACAUGCUUUUAUGCCUCACGGGUUCGUCUUUCCGACCCCUAGAUGGCGGUACUUACAAUAAAGGGAAGAUGAGUCGCUUUAAUAUGCGGGGAGAAGAAGAUCAAGCAAAACAGCCUGGUGGCUAAUCUAGUUAGCACGAGUAGAUAAAUGUUCGAUUUUUACAAAAUAAUUUAUCGAAGUUCAAUGUAUGUCAUUCCCACCAUCGACGCAUUUGAUAGUCAUUAGACUGCAGAAGUAUGCAUUUUGUCUGACGUGGAAUUUCGGUUUUGUUGAGAAGAAUGUUGACGAGUUCGUAUCAGCUGCUUCCUCAAAGGGACUCGAGCACAGCGAGACCCCCUGGGUUCCUCUUGUCCGCUGACUAUCACUCACCGCCCGGUUACCACAAGGGCUCUUUUGACUACAUCCCCAAGGUUCAUGAAAACGACUUCAGUGAUGCCUCCCAGAGCUGGAUGUCCUGGAUUUGCAAUCUCAUUGUCAUAUCUUUAGUUUACAUCGCCACUUUCCUCACCUUUCCCAUAUCAGGAUGGUUUGUUUUAAAAUCGGUGCCCAACUACCAAAGGAUAGUGGUAUUUCGCCUGGGUUGGAUUUGUGCUCCAAAGGGUCCUGGUGUUGUUCUUGUUCUGCCCCUCAUUGACCAGUGGCAGAGAGUCGACCUGCGCACCCGUGCAUUUAAUAUCCCCCCAUGUCAGGUGAACACUCGGGAUGGUGGGCUGUUGUCUGUGGGAGCAGACAUCCAAUUCAGGAUUUGGAACCCGGUCCUGUCGGUGGUAGCAGUCCAGGACCUGAAUGCUUCGACAAGGAUGACGGCCCAGAACGCCUUAACUCACAGUCUGACUAAGAAGACGGUCAGGGAGAUCCAGACGGAGAGACUGAAGUUGGGAGAGUACCUGGGGAUCGACAUCAACGAGAUGACCAAACCGUGGGGAUUGGAGGUGGACAGAGUAGAACUCACGCUGGGCUCGAUACUUAAGGCUCCUGAGGAGGCUCCCACUGGGCCCCUCAUCAUGCCUCCAUCUGUACCUGGGCUGGAAGGCAUCACAGGCCCCAUCCAGCAGCUCGCCAUGCACAUUCUGGGUCACAGCCCAGCACCACAACAAGCAAGCGGUGCAGUGGGGAGUGACGGGUGUAGUGAGCUCCAGCAGGUGGUGGUGACCACGCCUGGGUCUGUUGAGGAGCUGCUUGAAGAGGUGAAGUGCCAUCUAUCUGACAGUCUGGUGGACCGUGUGGGAGCUUGUUUCCAGUUUCACAUCAGCUCAGAAGACGGACAGCGCAGUUACUAUGUGGAUUUAAGUCAAGGCAGCGGUGCAGUUGGACCCGGGUCCUUGUCUCAGCAGCCUGACGUCACGCUGACGAUGAGUGAGGUCGACCUUCUGGCCAUGUUCCAGGGCAGUGUGACGCCGUUUGCUGCUUACACCAGCGGGAGACUGCAGAUCCAGGGGGACAUUCAGACGGCCCUCAGGCUGGAGGAGCUCGCCAAGCUGCUCAGGAAAUGAUACUAUUUGGAACUUUGUGAUGUGUCUUCUUGUGUGCUAUAAACCAGGGGUGAGCGAACCGGUCCUCUAAGGGCCAGGGUGGUGCAGGGUGAGCAUGUUCAGCUGAAUCAUCACUGUUGAGUGAAGGGUUGGAA